Molecule: messenger RNA, 2585 nt
Organism: Fopius arisanus
Lineage: Eukaryota; Metazoa; Arthropoda; Insecta; Hymenoptera; Braconidae
Product: leucine-rich repeat and guanylate kinase domain-containing protein
Exons: 9
Coding region: 59-2326 (755 amino acids)
Molecular function (GO): protein binding
Source: RefSeq, a predicted model, not a curated record
AUGAAAAUCUGUUUUCAUUUGUUAUAAAUCAUUUCCAAAAUGAAAACAGCGUGACAAAAUGGAAAUAAUCGGAGAGGGAAGAGGAAUUUCAGAGAUCAAAUGGGGAGAUUGUAUUUUGGAUGAAAAUUUUUGGGAGGAGCCAAACGAUAUUUGGGAGGCAGAGGAGAUCGAGGGUUUUUUAUCAGAUCGAAUGAUUGAAAAUCGUUUAAGUCUUCUAGCCAAAUGCCGGUACGAGGACAGUUAUGCCUUGACAAAGUGUAAUUUAAGUCGUCUGAAUCUCGUGGAUAUAAUGGAGUUACGAAAGUACAAAUAUCUGCAAUAUUUAAAUCUCUCUUAUAACAAUAUAAACGACUUGUCACCUUUGGAGGAAUUUCCUUACCUCACACAUCUGGACGUGUCUCACAAUAAUUUGACGUCUGCAACAUUGUCCACCCCUCCAUUAUAUUUAACCCACAUGAAUCUGUCUCACAACAAAAUUACGACGAUCCACGACAUGUCAGGAUUCUGGAGCAUCAUUUACUUGGAUCUUUCGCAUAAUUCAAUCGAAUUAGUUUCUGGAUUACAAAAUCUAAAAUAUUUGAAGUAUUUGGAUUUAUCCCACAACUUAAUCGAUUGUGUUCGAAACCUGGAUGACCUGAAUAUUGAAAAAUUGAAUCUGGAGUUCAACCGGAUAGCAAAAUUCCACUCAUCCCCUGGAGAAGGUCUGGAUAAUCUCCGAAAGCUACGGAUUCUGAUUCUGAAUCACAACAAGAUAUCUUCGCUAUUCUUCCUCCAUAAUGCUUUCUACUCUCUCCGAAUAAUAGACCUGGGGCAUAAUAAAAUAGGGGAUCUUCUCGGGGUAUCAAAUGCCAGGGCGUUCCUGGAGGAAAUUGACCUUCGUGGAAAUACCUGUAAUACCUGGCCAUUCUACAGAGAAGUCCUUUUGCACGCAAUGCCGACGUUGACGUGCAUUGACGGAUGUGAAGUUGCUGUUUCUGAAAAAAUUUCAGCACUCGCGAAGUUCAGUCCCCCAGUGGAUCUCUUGGCGUCCAAAGCCCUGAGCAGAUUAAUUCUCCUGGAACACUUGAUUCCUCCGAUAAUUCAUGACAAUGUCAUUCCUUACGAUCAGCCUGAUCCUGUCCUGGUGGUCCUGAGUGGUCCCUCGGCUGUUAAAAAAAUUAUUUUGGGCCUCAGGAUUGCUAAAAGAAUGCCCGACAAGGUGAAGUACUGCAGGAGCUACACCACCAGAGAAUUUUCAGCUCACGAAGAGGCCAGGGCUUACAAAUUUAUUGACAGAGAAAAUUUUAAUGCUAUGGCAAGAAAUGGUGAAUUUUUGACGGUGGAGGAACUUGUUGGAGAUAGUUAUGGAUUUCACGCUGAAGAAAUCGGGAUUUUGCGGAAGGAAAAUAAAAUCGGAAUCACUCAGAUGGAUUUGGGGGCAACAAUACAACUGAAGCAUCGAUAUCCAAACGUAAAAAUAAUUCUUGUAAUGGUGAAUAAUGAGGAAAUUCACGAGCAAUGGAUCAGGGAUAAAUUUAAAAUAUUCACCUGGAUUAAGGACAGUGUGGAAAAUUUAUUGGCGUUGACGAUUGGAAGAUUGUCGCGAGAAAGUAAUGUCGAAUCAGCAGUUAGCAAGCAGAACUUCGUAUCUCAGAUUAUAAGUGAAAUUAUACAAGACCUGGAUUUACCCAAUUACUGUAAUUACGUGAGACCCCAGGGCACUGGAGCAACUGCUAUGGACAUUAUUCUGCAGAGUCGAAUGAUGUUGGGUAGAGUCACCAAAACUGCCAAAGAAAUUAUUACUGAGAAACAUAUUCAAUUUCAAAACGACCCAGGGAGUGACGAGAGACAGGAAAAUAUUCUCCAGUCAACCUUUUCAGAUUUGAAAAUUAUUUUGGACGAGCACAAAAAUAUAAUCGUAGACGACGAGGAGUCAAAAAAGAAACGGAGAAUGAAUAAAUAUCUGAAACGUCGCGAAGCCAUCGAGGAAAAGGGAGAAUCACCUGAUGCCAUGUCUGAAUCAAGUGAUGAUUCGCAUUAUCGAUUUUUCGAGAGUCUGCAACGAACUGAUGAGACGAAAUAUCUAAUGAAUUUUUACGUCGACGUGGUGAUGAGAUCGAGACACUUGUACAUCGAUAGGCACUUGAAAAAUCCUGGAUUUUAUUCACUUACUGUUUUUACUGAUGACUUCCACCGCGCCCUGCGUUCCCUCGAAAAAUUUAUCAAUACACAAGUGAUUGACAAAUUUAAAGAAUGUAGAAUUCCUGAUAUAAUCUAUCGAAAUGAAGUGAUCAUCCCGAAGAUCGUUGAAGACAUCCUCAUUGAAGUAAACCAUCCCUCCCUCUAAGGUGGCUGGUGUCAUUUGAGGCAUAAGUCUUCAGUAUCUCAUUCUGAAUAUUUGUCACGGUGCACUGGGCUUGCUCCAGCAUUUGAAAUAAAUUGUAACAUUGUGGGCACAAAUAAGAACUUUGUAGGGAGCUUCUGCACACUAGACACAUCAACUCCGAGGAAGUCGGGUUAAUGGUUAUGACAAUGGUAAACACUUUUCAUCCCCCACACCACGCGGUUUCCACAUCAGAUGUUUGACCUUGGUAAAACAGACUACG